This is a messenger RNA of Ceratitis capitata (Mediterranean fruit fly), 1926 nucleotides long. RefSeq names its product chitinase-3-like protein 1. Gene Ontology annotation, cellular component: extracellular region. Lineage: Eukaryota; Metazoa; Arthropoda; Insecta; Diptera; Tephritidae. The record is from RefSeq and is a predicted model, not a curated record. Gene Ontology annotation, biological process: carbohydrate metabolic process; chitin catabolic process. Gene Ontology annotation, molecular function: chitinase activity; chitin binding.
CGUCGAACUUGAUAUUUCUUGUAAAUAAACAGAUAACUAAGGAGAGAUAGAACUCGAGUGGGGUUUCUUGUAAAAAAAGAAAAUAUAUAUUUUCAUUCUCAAUCGACUAUAAAUUAUGAGAAAUGUGUGACUUUCAAUUUAGUUAUAAUUGAAGAAUCGUGAGGGAGAGUGAGGUGUGAAAAAAAAAUGAUUUUAAACAUUUAUGUGCUCAUUGCACUUGGUGUACUGUUGCCAAAGGGUGGAACUGCAGAUGCACACAAUCGGAAAUAUGUCGUCUGUUAUCAAGGCACCUGGGCUACCUAUCGCCAAUCUAAUGGCAAAUAUGACGUGAACUAUAUUGACCCCUUCCUGUGUACACAUUUAGUGUAUACUUUCUUUGGUAUUGAGGAGAGUGGUGAGUUACGCGUUAUUGAUCCGACUUUAGAUUUGGAAGAAAAUGGUGGACAUGGCAAUAUCCGCAAGUUUAACGCACUCAAGCUACAAAAUCCGACCUUGAAAACGAUUGCAGCAGUUGGCGGUUGGAAUGAGGGUUCGAGAAAUUUUUCAAUUGUAGCCAAUGAUCCGGAACGUCGCCAAAGAUUUGUACGUUCGGCGGUGCAAUUUAUACAGCGCCAUGGUUUCAAUGGCUUAGACUUGGAUUGGGAAUAUCCCAAUCAGCGGCAUGAUUUGACUUUUGAUGAUAAAAAUAAUUUUGUAACGCUGUUGCGUGAGUUGAAGGAGGGUUUUAAACCCUUUCAGUAUCUACUCACCGCCGCAGUUGGCGCAUCCCCAGCGACUGCUUCGAUAUCAUAUAAUAUAACAGAGAUUUCCAAGUACUUGGAUAUCAUAAAUGUAAUGGCUUAUGAUAUUCACGGCGCGUGGGAUCCAGCGACUGGCAUUAAUGCGCCAUUCUAUGCUAGUAAAAACGAUAACCGAGGCAGGCAACUCAAUUUAGAUGCUAUAAUUAAAUAUUGGUUGGCACAAGGUGCACCUCGUGAGAAACUAGUAGUCGGCGUACCAUUCUAUGGACGCACCUUUACUCUCGCCGAUGCCGCGCAACACUCCGUGGGAUCGUCGAGUUUAGGACCAGGUACUGCAGGCCAAUAUUCUCUAGAGCCCGGCUCUAUUGGCUAUAACGAAUUGUGUGAGCGUAUGCGCACCGAACAGUGGCAAGUCGAAUGGGAUGAAGUGCAAUUGGCACCAUAUGCUUAUAUGGGACAGCAGUGGGUGAGCUUUGAUAACCCACGCAGUAUUGGUCUGAAAGCGCAAUACGCAAAAGAUAACAAUUUGGGCGGCGUGAUGGUGUGGUCAUUGGAGUCUGAUGACUUCCGAGGCAUUUGUGGUGGUGAGAAAUAUCCCCUGCUACAAACUAUUAAUCGCAUACUCUUUGAUGGCCGUACAGCAACGGGCUUAACACAGUCAGUUUUAAAUAUGGCUGCGGAGUCCAUACAGCGACCUGUAGCGCCUGGUUAUGCAGUGGCACCAGUAGUGGGCAGCCAUACGCCUCAGCAGGGUAUAGUGCUCGACCCACGCGACGGUGGAGUAUGCACGAGCCAAGAUAACGGUUAUGUGCGUGACAAGCACGAUUGCGGAAAGUUCUAUUACUGUAAUCAGGGUAUGGCACAUUCAUUCAAUUGCCCACACAAUUUGAAAUUUGACUUAGAGUCAACUACUUGCAAUUAUCCUCAAUCGGUGGAUUGUUAGAGCGACACAUUUUGGGGAUUUCUGGAAACGGUAGUUUAACCAUAUUGAAAUAUUUUCGAAUAAAAUUAUUAUAAUCAGAAAAAAAAAAUUAAACAUACUUAAUUAUAUGUAUGUAUGUAGCGGGAGUUUUCAGGUUGUGAAAAGAAAUAAAAUUAAUUUAAAUCUUUAAAAAUGACAUGGCAUUAUAUUCUGACGUUAUUUAGUUUUAGUUACUUUAAUUAAUUAAUUUAAUGGCGACCAGGG